Cetraspora pellucida is the source of this 543-nucleotide messenger RNA. Lineage: Eukaryota; Fungi; Glomeromycota; Glomeromycetes; Diversisporales; Gigasporaceae. The record is from the annotation of a GenBank genome assembly.
AUGGAAUUAAGAACAAUUCCAAAGCCUGACAAAUAUACUACAAAGUUUAUGAUUGAGUUUUUGCCAAUUACUACUAGUUUGAAAAAGCCAUUGGUUAAGGAUUUGGUUAUGGGUAUAAAGGCUUUUUUUAAAUGUUAUUAUACUGAUGAAAGUAAAUCCAAUUUUGAGAUCAGAGACAAGUGUUAUAUUAAAGAAAAAGAGGGAGAUGCCAAUAAUGCUGAUGAAAAUUCAAACAACGGUAAAAAUAAAACCAAACCAAUGGACAAUUUUCUUGAUAUCAUCAAACAUAAAAGAACUGAUGAUAUUAGCUGUAUCGGUGUAAAAACAAAAAUAUUAAAAGAACUAGAAAUUUCUGAAAUUUUAAUGUCGUCUUUAGGUACAUGUUCCAAAUCUCAAAAUUUUUCUCAUGAAAUUGCUGCAGAUUUAGCUAUUGAAUUUCAGUGCAUGCCUUAUGAGCCAAUGACAUUUUCUGUAAAAUCUGUUGGUUUUAGACCUUUAUUUGUAAUCUGUUGGUUUAAAGAUGUUUUAAAAAUUGAUGAUUAA